GGCCCUAAUUUUUGGAAAUUUGCGAGAGUGGUGGGCAAUUUGUAGAAAUACCCAAACCCUCGAAACUCAAAAAUACAGAAGCAAAAACCUCUAACCCCGCCCAAAAAACCAGAACUUCCGGGGGAGAAAACUUUAAAGAGCAUCCACUCUCUCUCUCUCUCUCUCCGACAGAUUGUAACGAUGUUCUCAAUUGCGGCUAUCAACGAUACAGAUGCGAAAGGCCAGUGGGAACCUUUAGCCCCAACUAAAGAAGCCCAGGAAUUUCAUCUCUCGCAACUGUAUCAUGAAGGACUUCUUAAAUUACAAGCCAAGGAAUACGAAAAGUCUCGCGAGCUAUUAGAGUUGGUAUUGAAAGAUCCACUUAUCUCCAGUGCUCAGGUGGAUAGUAGUGCAAGUGACGGUCAUCUUUUACAGCUCAGAUUUUUGGCGUUGAAGAACCUUGCCACUGUUUUUCUUCAACAAGGUCCUGCCCUUCAUGAGAAUGCUUUAUGCUGCUAUCUUCAAGCUGUAGAGAUUGAUGCCAAAGACUCUGUUGUUUGGAAUCAACUCGGAACCUUAUCAUGCUCUAUGGGCUUAUUGAGUACUUCCCGAUGGGCAUUUGAGCAGGGGCUCUUUUGCAGCCCAAACAACUGGAAUUGCAUGGAAAAACUCUUGGAAGUAUUAAUUGCUAUUGGUGAUGAGGUUGCUUCUCUUUCUGUUGCCGAAUUAAUUUUGAAGCAUUGGCCUUCACAUUCUCGAGCUUUGCAUGUCAAAAAUACCAUUGAAGAGUCGGAACCAAUCCCAUUUGCUCCAAGAGGUAUAGACAAACUGGAACCCAAACAUGUUCGUCUUAAGUUCUUGGACAAGAGAAAAUUAAGAGACCAAAAUCUAGAGGAGGGUAUUGCAUCUAAAAAGUUGAACCAAAAUAUAGAAUUGCAACUUUCAGAAGCUUCCUGGACAUCCCUCGCUGAUGCACUGUUGAGAAUCUUACAUCCGCCGACUGAAUGCAUUUCAGAACAAGGGUCUGACAAAUUACACAAAUCUGGUGACAUUAGAUUAGAUAUAAAAUUGACACACUGUCCAGAAAAUUCUAUGGGGUGCAUGGACAGGAAUGGACCUAGUGUCAUCUCAAUUGGUGAAAGCAUGUCCGUCAAUGAUUGUACCCCUGAGAAAGCAAGUAUUUCUAGAGAAAAAGAAACAAAUUUCUAUGAAGAACAACCUCAAGAGAGACGGAGUAGUCGUCUUGAAAGGCUCAGGAGCCGUAAACCAGGUAAAGAAGAAUUGGAUUUUGCUAACAGAAAGGAUCUGGGUAAAGUUGUAUUUCAAUUAUUAGAACCUUUUAUUUUGGGUGGAGAAGGAGAUCAAGAUAGCAAUAAUGUUGCGAGUUGUUCAGUACCUUGUCCUGACGCACAAGAUACUGAAUCUGAUGACGUCACAAGAUUUGUCAGGGAAGCUUCGAAAAACUAUGGUGCUUAUCACAUGGGUCACUUGCUUUUAGAGGAGGUAGCAAGUAGAGCCAUUUCAUACCGGGACACCUUUACUAAGUUUUUGGAGUUGGAGAAAUUGACAAGGCAAUGGGCAAGGGAUAGAACACCCGAAUGUAGUCUUUUUCUUGCAGAGCUGUAUUAUGAAUUUGGGUCGCAUUCUUCCGACAACUCUAGGUCGUCUGACGACCUCAUGGCUGAGGCAUCUUAUCAUCUUUGUAAAAUCAUUGAAUCUGUAGCCUUAGAUUAUCCAUUCCACGUAAGUGGUGUCUUUGGGGAUGAAACUAUCUCUUUGACAGGUAUCUCUCAAUGCAAUCCAGAAACUUCAGUUGGAACCAGUUGUCUGUUGACCGAUAAAUGUUCCUUCUGGAUUCGCUUUUAUUGGUUAAGUGGGCGAUUGUCAAUUCUGGAAGGAAACAAGGCAAAGGCUCAACAAGAAUUCUCUAUAUCCUUGUCACUUUUGACAAAUAAAGAACAUAUGGACAACCCUCUUGGGUCUCUUCACCUGCCACACUCCAAGUAUAGUAAAGAGUUAACUGUGGAUAGAGUUCUCCAUGAAAUUAAUUUAUUAGAGGUUGAUUUCUUAUUGAAGAAGCCUAUCAGUGAGAUGAUUGAGAAAGAAAGGCAUCUUGAGUGUGUAGAUUUGCUUGCUCCCCUUCUCUUUUCUACGAAAGACAUUCACCUUGGUAUAUCAUGCGUUGCUGAUAACAAAGGGGAAGAUGUUGCUUCGGUUGAAUUAGAGGCAUUAGAUAUCCUAAUCAAAGCAUGUGAAAAGGCAAAACCAAUGGACUCCGAGGUGUUUUUGAAUUGUCACAGAAGAAAGCUGCAAAUACUCUUGGUUGCUGCUGGCAUGGAUGAGUGUCUUGCUUCACGUAAAUCAAUUCACAAGAUGUCGGAGUUAAAACCACUUUCUGCUUGUGAAACAGAAGCAAAUGAAAGCCCAAGCAAGCAUUGGAAUCAAUUGGUUGCAGAAGAAGUGAGGGCAAUCUCUCUCUGUGCCUCCCAAAUGAAGAACUUCAUCGAUUCAUCUGGAAAAUCUAAUGUGUUUGUUGCGAAUCUUAUGAUGCUGAGAACCGCUGGUGAUAUUCAGUCUUUGCUGCUUGCUCUCAUGUGCAACAUUGCAAACAUUUACUUUUCAAAGAAGUCUUCUGUGUCUGCAGUUUCAGAUCAAAUUGAACAGAGCCAAAGAUGCUGCUUUAUUGAUGCAGCCAUUGCUUUCUGGAAGCUUCAACAUCUGAACCCCAAUGUCCCUAUCAAAACUCAAAUUGAAUUGAUCGUGGCGAUGCAUGACUUGCUCGCUGAGUGUGGGCUUUGUUGCGCAAACGGAGAUGGUGAAGUGGAGGAGGGGACAUUUCUUAAACGUGCAAUAAAGCAUUUAUUGUCUUUGGAUAUGAAGCUUAAGUCAAACCUUAACAAUUCUUCCGACAAGGGACUGGGAACAAUGCAACGUGAAGACCAGCUUCCCCACAAUAAUCAUGACAAGUCAUCUGUAGAUAUAUCAUCAUCAGAUGCAGCAAAUGUUGCUACAGCUGCGGGGAAUUUUGCCAUGGAUCAGUCUGAUAUGGAUAAAGAAGAAAAAGCAAGCAGUCAAUUUAAUGAAUUGGGUGGUGAACUAAUUGAAGAUGAGAGGGAGGAACUUGAGUCAGGAAUUGAUAGUGCCUUGGACCAAUGUUUUUUUUGUUUGUACGGACUGAAUCUAAGAUCAGAUUCAUCAUAUGAAGACGAUGUAGUGCUACACAAAAAUAGUAGUCGUGGUGAUUAUCAGACAAAGGAACAGUGUGCCGAUGUUUUCCAGUAUAUACUGCCGUAUGCAAAGGCUUCAUCUCGAACUGGACUGAUAAAGCUCCGGAGGGUAUUAAGAGCCAUACGCAAGCACUUUCCACAACCACCAGAUGAUGUUUUGGCUGGAAAUGCCAUUGAUAAAUUCUUAGAUGAUUCACAUCUGUGUGAGGAUAAACUCUCAGAGCAAGCUGGGUCCGAUGGGUUUUUUGAUUCUAUUAUGAAGAUAAUAUUUCCCAAUGGGGAAAGCAUCAAACAAUCUAAGGCAUCAUCACUAGGGAGUUCUGACCCAUAUUUGGAGGUUUAUUGCAACUUGUAUUACCACCUUGCACAGUCUGAGGAAACAAGUGCAACUGAUAAAUGGGCUGGGUUUGUAAUAACCAAGGAAGGGGAAGAAUUCAUAGAGCACAAUGCAAACCUCUUCAAAUAUGAUUUGCUCUACAAUCCUUUACGCUUUGAGAGUUGGCAACGACUUGCCAACAUUUAUGAUGAGGAGGUGGAUUUACUGCUAAAUGAUGGUAGUAAGCAGAUAAAUGUUGCAGGAUGGAGAAAGAAUGCUACUUUGCCUCAAAGAGUAGAGACAAGUCGUAGGAGAAGUCGGCGCUGUCUAUUGAUGACUUCAGCUUUGGCAAAGACACCAGUUCAACAGGGUGAGAUACAUGAAUUAUUGGCAUUAGUGUACUAUGAUGGCCUUCAAAACGUGGUUCCGUUCUAUGAUCAAAGAUCUGUUGUACCCUCAAAGGAUGCAGCAUGGAUGAUGUUUUGUCAUAACUCCAUGAGACAUUUUAAGAAGGCUUUUGCCCACAAGGAAGAUUGGUCUCACGCAUUCUAUACGGGUAAACUCUGUGAAAAGCUUGGAUACUCAAACAAGGAAUCCUUUUCGUAUUAUGAUAAAGCUAUUGAGUUGAAUCCAUCAGCUGUAGAUGCUGUCUACAGGAUGCAUGCCUCACGCUUGAAAUUACUUUGUACAUGCGGUAAACAAAAUAGAGAGGCUCUGAAGGUUGUUGCAGAAUAUUCCUCUAGUCAACCAACAAAGGAGAAUGUCAUGAAUAUAUUUAACAAAAUGGGUCCUGAAAUCCCAGAUUUGCAUAUGGAUGUUGAGGAUAAAAGCAUUCAAGCUAAUCCAGAGGAUGCAAAGCUAGUAGAUUCACAUCUAUUGGAAGAGGUGUGGUCUAUGCUCUACAGAGAUUGCCUUUCUGCACUUGAAACUUGCGUGGAAGGAGAUCUCAAACAUUUUCAUAAGGCGAGAUAUAUGCUUGCCCAAGGGUUUUACAGAAGGGGUGAGAGUGGGGAUUUGGAGAGGGCAAAGGAUGAACUUUCCUUUUGCUUUAAGUCCUCUCGCUCUUCCUUUACAAUUAACAUGUGGGAGAUUGAUAGUUCAGUCAAAAAGGGAAGGCGCAAACCACCAAGUGCUUCUGGUAGCAAAAAGGUCCUUGAAGUGCACUUACCAGAAAGCUCACGCAAAUUUAUCACUUGCAUCCGGAAGUACAUUCUGUUCUAUUGGAAACUAUUGGAGGAGACCGGAGACAUCUGUACUCUUGAUCGUGCUUACAUCUCUCUUCGAGCAGAUAAGAGGUUCUCCUUGUGCCUUGAAGAUCUUGUUCCAGUAGCUCUCGGGAGGUAUGUUAAGGCCCUAAUUUCAUCCAUGCAUCAAGCUGGUAAUGUUGGCUCUGGAGCUGCAAGCUGCCCUGAGCAUCUUUUGGAGAAAAUUUUCUCCUUGUUCGUGGAGCAGAUGAACUUAUGGUCAGAUAUAUGCUACUUGACCGAUAUCAGCAGCUCAGAAUUAUCUGAGAGCAGCUUAUCUGGAUAUCUCCACCAAUAUAUUCAACUGUUGGAGAGUAAUGUCAGGGUGGAAGUACUUGAAGGAAUAAGCGAAAAGAUACGGAAGCGUUUGAAGAACUCAAAGUUAUCGACUGGUGACUGUGCCAAAGUAUAUAAGCACAUCUCUGUUGCCUGGUAUCGGUCACUUGUAAUUAGCCUGACCUUGAUCACGCCGUUAACUUCUGGCGUCACAAGUGAGAUUCAGGUUCCUAAUCAAUCAGAUAUGUGUUCAGAGAGUAGCCAACUGCUGUGUGUUGAUAUACUUACAAAAGAAUUGUGGAAUUCUUCGCUUGAGGACCCAAACCAUUUGAAAGACCUUGAAAUAAAAUGGGACCCGUUGUUGUCUAAGGUCAAGAAUGUCCUAAUCAAGAAAGCUUCAGUGCAAGAUUUGGACACUGCUGCUACAAUCCUUAGAUGUUCUUUCAACUUCUGUAGGGACACAUCCUGUGGGAUGCUUCCGCCAGGUUUCAACCUGUACACGGUGCCAUCUCAAUUAGAAGCAGCAGGACACUUCUAUCCAGGCAUUGAUGGAGUCCACCUUCUUGACCUAAGCAUUCCGCGUAAGCUUCUUUUGUGGGCCUAUGCACUUUUGCAUGGCCGUUAUGCAAACAUCUCAGCUGUUACAAAGUAUUGUGAAGAACAUGCCAAGUCGAAGCUCAAAAAGGGAUCUGGAAGCUCAUCAGGGCCCUCCAAUACAAGUACGCCUGCUGCCGUCACUUCUCAUAGAGUUGACGAGAAAGAUGGAACGAGUAAAUGCAGUGAAGCUGAUGCUGCUCCACCAUCAAGCACUGCUGCUCCACUAUCAAGCACCAUGGCAUCUGCUGCUCCAUCAUCAACCACCGUGGCAUCUGCUGCUCCACCAUCAAGCACUGCGACUCCACUAUCAACCACUGUGGCAUCUGCUGCUCCACCAUCAACCACUGUGGCAUCUGCUGCUUUGCCCCAAAAUGGGAGUGACCAAAUUAUGGUAUCUGCUUCGAUGCCUGAAAAUGAGAGAGCUCCAAGUGCGUUGUCCCCUUUCCCUGAAGCUGAGAGCACAAGUGGUCCAAACUUACCUUCAAGUGGUGAGAACUAUGAGAUUUUAUCGGCUACUUCGCAUCUGCUUCGCUUGAAUAACACUGCUGAAGACAGUAGCAAUGCGGAUGUGCUGGAUGGAGCAGAUCCUGCGUCAUGAACAUGUAUAUAUGUACGUGUCUCGCCAUAUAUGUGCCUUGACCCGGUUUCAUUGGAGGUAUGGCUUUGCAAUCGAAGAGCGUGUAUAUACGAGUGAUGUGUCAGGUUUUUUUUUCCUUGCAUAAUGUAUGGGAACAUAGGAGACUGUGCUGCUUGUCGUUGUGAAGAGCUGACAUGAAUGUUCAUAUCUGAUGACCGCUACAUACAAGAGGUAGCAUGAGUCUUUGUAUCGGGUUACUAAACGAGGUUCGUGUUAUGUCAAUUGGAGAAUCCGAGUUUCAUAAUUUUAUGCUUUUUGAUGGUAUAAACGCAUUCCCCUCAAACCAUCUUUCUGUUGUUUGUUGUCAAGUAUAAGAGAACCUUUAGGCAGGUUGUUUGACAGAAAAUAUAGUGGUUUUGUGACGUUUGUUUCAUUCAUUAUCCCCUUGCUGGAAAGAGUCUUUAAUC
Molecule: messenger RNA, 6683 nt
Organism: Rhododendron vialii
Lineage: Eukaryota; Viridiplantae; Streptophyta; Magnoliopsida; Ericales; Ericaceae
Product: calcineurin-binding protein 1
Exons: 19
Coding region: 181-6237 (2018 amino acids)
Biological process (GO): chromatin organization
Cellular component (GO): nucleus
Molecular function (GO): protein binding; nucleosome binding
Source: RefSeq, a predicted model, not a curated record